UUAGCUGGUUUGCUAGCUAGCAGCUACGUACGCAGUCUGUUGCUGAGACAGAGAUGUUGCUGGUGGUUUGUCUUUGCUGAGAAUGAGCCCAAAAGAUGUCAGGGAUGACCUGAUGACGGCAGCAUCUGUCUUCUUCGACCUCUUCCUGCAUCAUCCCAGCUCCGUCGGAUAGGACGCCUCCCCCCUCCGUCUGAAUCGUCUGCUGUCCCUCCCCCUCCCCUCAUCACAUCCUCUUCCUUCAAAGACCCCAAACAACUCGGGAUCAAACCGCCCUCAAGGCCUCCUCUGAGCUCCUCCCCCUGAACAAAGAGACCAUGUAUUGCCUACAGUGGCUGCUCCCGGUGCUGCUCAUCCCCAAGCCGCUGAACCCGGCGCUGUGGUUCAACCACUCCAUGUUCAUGGGCUUCUACCUGCUCAGCUUCCUGCUGGAGAGGAAGCCCUGCACCAUCUGUGCCUUGGUCUUCCUGGCUGCCCUCUUCCUCAUCUGCUACAGCUGCUGGGGCAACUGCUUCCUCUACCACUGCCAGGACGCCGCGCUGCCGGACGCCGCCCACGACCCGGCCAUCGUCGGCACCUAGGAGAGGAGGGCGGACGCCGGAGACGAGGGGGAAGAGUGGUGGCGCACUGGGAGGUUACUGUAGAGCGAUACUGCCAUGCUGUGAGAGGAGGAGGACGGACUGCGGUUCUGUGGGCAGUGCUGGAAGGGAAUACCGAGAGCGGCCAGCCAAAGACGGUAUUAAAACAAAAAAAAAAACAAAGGAUGCUGUUUAGUCAUGCUGUAAAGAAUCCGAGGAAGGUGGAGGUGCUGUCGGAGGAGAUGUUGUUUGGGGGAAAGAGAGGCGCCCAAACUUAAAAAAAAAAAAAAAAUAAAAAAACGCAAAGGGAAAGACGCGCGUGUUUAACUCGGUGCUGAGGAAAGAAGAACUUCACUUUUACAAACGUACAGUAUAACGCCACAUCAACCUAAAGUCUCCACUGUGUGUCAGUAUUCUGGUUCCUUGUUUACUUCCGAGAGAGACUCUCCACGUUCACCCGGGAAACGUUUCGCUCCUCAAACUGCCAAAACUCACACCAACCGCGCUCCUCGCUCCCUCGACGGACUCCGAACGCCGGGCGGCGUCAGAUGAUAAAAGCCUUGACGUGUUUGAGGGGAAACGAGGAGCGAGGCGCCGUUUUCGGUCCCUCACGUGACCAAACUCCGUCGCCACCUUUUUGUUUUUUGGCUCUGCACAUGCUCAACACUUAGAGCACACUGACACUGGACAAUCAAUAACUAUGCUGUGAAUAAUUCCUCCCCUUUUCUUUUUUCUUUUUGUUUUCUGCUGCAUCGCUACCCAAAAUGCACCUGGGGAAAGGUGUGAUAAUGCUGAGGAACUGCCCCGUUGUCGGUGUUGUUGUUGCCCCGUGUGCUCUGCAGCCGCCCCUCUUCCCGCCACAUCCAAACCGUUUAAUUUUCUUGUGCAUGGGUUGUUUUUCUUUCUCCAGUUCACACACACAGAUUUCAAUGAAUUAAAAAAACAAAAUGCUGAAAGUUUCCAAAGGGUAGAAGAGUCUGGAUGUGUGCAGGCUGAAUGAAAGACUUAUUUUGUGUGCGUGUGUCAUGUGCGAUAGUUUCUUUUUUUUGUGAUCAUAACUGAUUUACAAAAGAAAAGACGUGGCGAGACACGAGGAAACAAAGAGGAGAUGGUCGGCAUUUCCAGCAACAAUAAGCAAUACGGACUGGAGGGGAAACGCUAUCACAUUCUCACAAGAAGUUUAUCAGUUUCCUCGCGCGUCGCCGCUCCGAGUGUUUCGCCGCCGGACACGAGGUGUUUCUACUCUGUACCUGUUGGUGUGUCUGGGGAGAGUGUGCGUUGUUUUUUUUUUUUUCUUUUCUCGUGUGUGCGUGGCCUCUUGUCGCAGUGCUGACGACGCUCACUGCUACACGACUGCUUUGGUUUUAAUUUAAAUAAAGUUUUUCCUCUCGACGUGUUGACCUGCGUGGAA
This is a messenger RNA of Stegastes partitus (bicolor damselfish), 1986 nucleotides long. Its product is annotated as bladder cancer-associated protein. The record is from RefSeq and is a predicted model, not a curated record. NCBI's taxonomy places the organism in Eukaryota, Metazoa, Chordata, Actinopteri, Pomacentridae. The transcript is spliced from 2 exons. The coding region runs from base 315 to 578 and encodes 87 amino acids.